Molecule: messenger RNA, 1661 nt
Organism: Mercenaria mercenaria
Lineage: Eukaryota; Metazoa; Mollusca; Bivalvia; Venerida; Veneridae
Exons: 7
Coding region: 324-1661 (445 amino acids)
Biological process (GO): positive regulation of DNA-templated transcription
Cellular component (GO): nucleoplasm; chromatin
Molecular function (GO): ubiquitin-protein transferase activity; zinc ion binding
Source: RefSeq, a predicted model, not a curated record
AGGAUGCGUCUUUGUAGUGUCUACCAUAUUGUUUUUGAGAAUGUAUAUGCUCGUUAUUAAUUUGAAAAAAAUACUGACUUGAUAUCCAAGAAUCAUUUUAUUUACACUCGGAUUAAUGGACUGUUAUCGACAAUGAACUGCGUUGAUACAUGCAAAAUAAAACUAGAAGUAUAAAUAAAGUUGUGCACAUAAUAAACUGUUGUACUUUCGGUUUCGAUUCCCCGUUGUGUUGCUGUAAACACACCGAUAAAGGUAGUAGAUCAAGCAAACUACAUAAGUCGGAUUAUAUAUAAUAUACCUGUCAUAUACGAUACAAUAUAAAUAUGGAAGUUUCAGGAAGAAAAGGGUUUAAUAAGCAUGAAAAUGUACAUUGUAAGCCUUGUGCGGAACGUAAAUUAUCUACGCGUGCUACUGGUUUGUGUAGAGAGUGUGCGGAGCAUAUGUGUAAGGAUUGCUUUGAUACACAUAAGCAAUUUAAGCUAAAUCGAGGACAUAUAUUGACCAACUCUGACGAGACAGUUGCAGAAAAGGAAAAUGCCGAAGAUUUAGAGAAAUGCGAGCAGCACUUCAGUGAGCUGAUAAAAUUUUAUUGUCCACAACACGAACAAGUUGGAUGUGGUGACUGUAUGAUUCUUGAACACAAAACUUGCAAAGUCGAAUACAUUCGUGACAAGGCAAGAGUAUUCAAAAGCAGUCAGGAGUUCAAAACUCUGGUGCAAGGAGCCAAGAAGUAUCUCAGCGAAGCAAACGAAAUUUCAAUCUCUAUAAAGGAAAACAAGAAACAAGCUCUAAAUAUCAAUGAGAAGUUCCUCAAGGAUGUAAACAUGUUUAAAGAAGACUUGAUUUCACAUGUUAAUAAACUGACAAAUGCCAUAUUAAAGCAAGGAGAAAUUAUCAAGGUGAAGGACAUGAAGAAUAUGGAUGUAUUAGAAAAGGAAAAUGAAGACUUGAUGAUUGAAAUAUCGCGCUUGACUAAAGUGUUUGAGUCACAGAUUGACCAACCUCAGAAACUCUUUGUCAGUUCAGUUUUACAAAAACCUAAACUGAAUCAACUUCGAGAACAACUUGACAGUAUACAAGGCAGAAACAAUAUUGAAAGUUACGAGUUUCAACGUAAUGAUAACCUAGAGCGUUCCGUUAAAGAUAGUAAACAAAUGGGAAGUGUACAAAGAAUUAAGCCGAGGAAUGAAACGGAUGUAAGAAAAGAAAUCAAACCAAAAAAAAGGACCUCGCUGUCUCAAGACCCUGUGCCCAAGAAACCCCAGCCUUUGCUGGACAGACAACUAAUCUGCAGAAACAUUGCUGUUGAUGGAGAAUACCUCAGUUAUACGGAUAAUGGAAGUGGUGGUGUUGGUCUAUAUGUUGACAAGCAUUACGUGGACUAUGGAAGAUAUUUCGAAGUGGAGAUACUGAAUAUGGGUCAACGUGGCACUAUCGCUAUAGGUCUGGUACCAGCGAAUUAUCCAGAGAAUCAUCAGCCAGGAUGGGGAAAAGAUUCUAUAGGAUAUCAUGCAGACGGCUUGUUGUAUGAUGGAAUUGGUACUGGGAAGAAAUUUGGACCAAAGUGCAAUGUUGGUGACAGGAUAGGCUGCGGGAUAACUAUGAUAACUAUAGGUGGUUUUCGGUGCAAAGAGAAAUACCAUAUACCAUUAUCAACGUGA